AUGGCAGUGCUCUGUCUUCUCCUCCUUCAGCUGCUCGGGUACUGCCUCCAAGGCUUGUGGGCAUCCUCUCCCCACCUCCAGCCACCACAUCCACUGGUCACCUGUUGGGGCCCUCACAGCCAAGUCUCUCGAUGGCAGGACAAUGAGCACUGGGCCUCAUGCCAGUGGAACAGCACAGUGAACCUGUGUUACCAGCCCACCCCAGGAGCAAGACUGGAGGCAGAGAGGAAAGAGGCGCAGUCACCACCUCCACCUUGCUGCUUCUGGUACCUGAGCUCAACUUGGAUAAAGAACACCUUGGGCUGGUCAGGCCAGAUCACACUGCAGACAAGCCUCCUGCCACGCAGCACUCCUUCACCUGUGGCCUCCAGCCUCCUUACAGUGAAAAGCUCAUCUGCUUCAUGUGUGGACUUGGAAGUCCACGUUUUCAGCAGCAGCCAUCCUCAGAGCUUUACUUAUUUAGUGCAGUUUAUACCUGCACAAGAUCCAGCACUACAGUGUGAGUGGACCUUCCAUCUGCAGCUUUUUGGAACACAGAAAGCCCUCCUUCUCCAGAACAGCACAUACACAUACAACAAUCGUGUAAGAAAGACUACUACGCGUUUUGUCCGUCACUCUGCUUUGCCCUUUGAUCCAAACAAAUCCGCCAGGUUUAUGGCAAAAGUGAAAUGUACCAGAAGCAGCCUUACACCAGACCUUUUGAGAGUCAGAGUCAACAACAAUGCUGCAACAGCCAUCGAAGCACCAACAUCUUGCCAGAAAGAAUAUUGUCAGAUACACGAUCUGUAUAUUCAGAAACCUUACAACACCACUAUCCUGCACCAGAAAAGGGGGACAUCUUUUUACCUCUUUGUCAGAUUGCUACUGCAGUGCAACGUUGCUAUUUCUGUCAAGCCCUUGUGGCGAAUCUAUGCUGUUCACAACAAGACAACCGAUCCCGACUGGUCAAAACCCAUCAACUCUGAUUCGAUGUAUGGAGUUGAAAUGAUAGUCUUAACUGUUCCCAGUUACACUUUAGAUUUCGGCUUGUAUCUCUUUUAUUUCACUGUUGAGGUAAAGCCGAUCAGGAUGUCGACAGUCCUCAAGGGCUCAGAUAAAGUCUACAUUCUGAUCGAGGGCACCGAGCUAGUGGCAAAUAUUGCAGGGGGGGCAUUCCGCACAGUGGGGUUUUCUAAUAAGUGGUCUCUUGAUGGCUCUGCAUCCUAUGAUCCUGAUUCUCAGGAAAGACUAAAGGGAAUGACAUUUACUUGGUACUGCACUAAAGAGGUAGCAGACUAUGAAACCAUGACACUCAGCCCAGGAAAGAAAUGCCACCCAGACCAGAAGGAUUUGAAAUGGGUAACACCCUCAGGACCAGUUCAAACAGUGCCUCCAGAAUUCCUCCCAGGAAAAGCCAUCUAUCAUUUUCGUCUAGUGAUUGAAAAGGGCAGAAGGAGUAGUUAUGCUGAUCAAACUGUAAGUGUGAAGCCUGGCUCUCCACUCCUCCUGGAUGUGACAUGCAUUGAAAACUGUGGUAGAACUCUAAUUCCAACAGAGAGAUUUAUCUUGUCUGGAAAAUGCCUGAACUGUAGAUCGUCCAACCAGCCAAUCUACUACUGGUCCCUCUUUUCUCGAAGCUCUAAAGAAAUAAGCUUUGAUUGGUCUUCCAGAACCACGACGGGGAGGUUUGGGGCUUACCUGUCUAUACAUGCUCAGACUUUUACAAAGGCUGUACAGCGACCCUACCUACUCCUGUUAAAUGUAACGACCCAGGAUGGUAGGGCCUCUACGUAUAGCCAUGCGUUUAAGAUCAAUUCUCCUCCAAAGGCUGGCAAGUGUACUGUCAGCCCACGCUCGGGUACAGCCUUGCAGACAAAAUUUGUUGUUGAAUGCAGUGGAUUUUCUGACAGACAUUUGCCUCUGACAUAUAAAGUGAUAAUAGCUUCUGAUGUGCCCAGAACUACCAAAAUAACUUCUGUGGAGGAAAACACAUUUGGCACAAUUCUGUACUUUGGUUAUCGACCUAAAACUCCUCCAUCUCUUCUCCCAGUUGGAAUGCCCUCUCAGAACUACCAUUUGACACUUUACGUUCAAGUCAGUGAUUCCCUCGGGGCGUUUACUCAAGUGAAUUUAGAUGUCCACGUGCAGAAGCCUGUUAGCAGUCAACCACUAGCUGGUAUGUUUCAAGAAUUGACGGCUUCAGUGAGCAGAUUAAGCAAGAAGAUUACAUCCUAUCUCCAGACUGGUGAUUAUUUUAGUGCAGGUUACUUGAAUUACCUGGCAGCCUCACUCUUAAACUACAUUAAAGCCACACCAAAUCUCCAGCUCCCUAAGGCUCAGCUUCGAGAAGACCUGAUUAAAACAGCCCUGAACAUUUCAGCUGAGAGCACAAUGGAAGUCAACCAAGUAGUUGCUUCUAUUUGUCAGGUCACAGAGGAAGCUGACGAAGUGAACCGUAGAUCACAAGACCUCGCCAUUAAGAAAUUGGCAGAAGUAACAGGAGUGCUGAAUAUACGGAGGCAUGAGAGUAAGUGGUCUGAGCAAGCAGAAAUUCAGACCAGUGGAAUACUAAGUUGCUUGUCCAAUGUCCUGAGAGCUGCUCUCCUGCAUCACAGCGGUGUCAACGUAGAUGGAGUUAAACAAGUAGUGUCCAUCACGGAAAAUUUAACAAAGAUAGUUUUCCAGGGCAAAGUCCCUGGAGAUACAGACACUCUAAUGGGAACAAAAAAGUGGAAUAUCACUCUGAAAAAGGAGGAAGCCUGGAAUAUGACAAGUGCUUUCUCUGCCAGAGACAACUGCAGGAAUUGUUUUUAUCCAUUAUUGAAAAAAGGCAAUUAUUCAGGGUUGUCCCCCGAUGCUGUGAUUUCCACUGCUCUUUAUGAGUUUGAUGAGAACCCCUUCCCUUGGUUAGGUUACACAUCGGAAAUCACAACAAUGGUCCUGGGGUUUAAAAUGGCAGAGACCAAGGCUAACGGGCGUCUGCUAGGGGUCAUGCCUGAAAAACCAGAAAUCAUUAUUGCUAGGAAAGAUAAGGAAUCUUCAACUUUUCAGUUAGCAAUAGGACCUGGUAAAACACAAGCUCACACAACCGGAGGAUUUAGUUUGGAAGUCAACAAAAAUACCACAACUAUAUACUUCCAGAUCCUGACCAAUUUAAAAGUUACUUUCAAGGUGCUAGUAUUUACAGGCACUGAUGUCACUCGUACUCAGCCCAUAGCCACAUUUGAUGCUUUUCACAACAAGGCAACAGUGGCAAGCAAAACUGAGACAGCUAGCACUGACUGUAACAUUAAGACUCCCUAUAUUAUCUGUCUCCCAGAGUCAUUGCUGAGAGCCACAGCCCAAGGAAGCAGUGGAGAGGCUCAUAACAUCUCCAUUGUCUUGCAGACACCCUAUGUUGUGAACUCUAAAACCCAGAGCCUGGUGAGCAUUCACAUCUUUAGUGAUCAGUGCUUAUUUCUGGAUAAUGUUCAAAGUCAGUGGAGACAAGACACAUGCACACUUGGUCCCUCGACCAACUGGCAGAGGGUGCACUGCAUCUGCAAUCUGAAGCAGAGGCGCAGAAGUCGGACAGUCAUAUCCACAUCUAGCAUCAGGUUCCUGGCAGCCAAAGUAAUAGUUGCCCCCAACACAGUAGAUCUGGAGAAAGCUCUGAUAGCAGACAUACAUAACAACCUAGUGACCCUCUUAACGGUGCUCUUAAUUUUUGCCAUCUACAUUCCUUUGGCCAUCUGGGCCAUGAGAAAAGACAGGGCUGACAGGGUCGCCAAAGGCAAGGUUAUAGUCCUGCCAGACAAUGACCCUUUUGACAAAGUCAGGUAUUUGGUCACUUUGUACACGGGCAGUCGCUGUGGAGCUGGAACCACAGCAGAUGUCUUUCUUCAGCUCUAUGGCCAGAAAGGCAAGAGCGAUGUCCAUUGUUUACGGUACCCGUAUUUCCCAUCUUUCCAACAAGGAAGCAUUGAUUGCUUCCUAUUAACCGUUAAGAAAGACUUGGGAGACAUUUCCAUCCUCAGGAUGUGGCACAACAACAAGGGCUCAUCUCCAGGCUGGUUCUUAAGCAGAGCUCAAGUUGAGAAUAUGUCCACCAGGAAGAUUUGGUUCUUCGUGUGCCGGAAAUGGUUUUCUCUUGACAAGGGUGAUCACUUACUAGAAAGGACAUUUUCUGUCACAGAUCCCAAGGCACCUCUGCACAGAACUGACUAUUUUUUAAUUAAUCUUGUCAGAAGCCUGACAGAGGGUCAUCUGUGGCUCUCAGUUUUUGCUCGUGCUCCCACUGGCACUUUCAGCAGGCUCCAAAGGUUGUCUUGCUGUUUAGCCAUACUAUUAUUAAACUUGUUUGUAAACAUUAUGUUCUUUAAUGCUCACAAGAAUGAAGAGUAUUCAACACACAUGAAUUUUCUUAGGUCAAUAAUAGUAGGAAUUGAGUGUGCUUUGAUUACUCUACCUGUGGAAAUCCUUAUAAUCGCCUUAUUUAAUUAUUCCAAGAAGGAUCCUCCUCCUCAUGGUGUGAAUCAGACAGACCUAAAGCCAAGUUCACUCCCCCUGUCUGGAAAUCUUAAGAACCAGAAGGAACAACCACAAAAAAUGCACCUUUCAGUAACUUCAGCACAAUCGAGGAAUAUGAAUCCCUCGGAGAACUUUCCCAGUCUGAGCAACUCACAGAGCCCUCCAGAUUCCAGAAAGACAAGAAGCAAGUUAGCUCCCCCAUACUGGAAUAAUUGUACCAUUUCUGAAAGAGACGUUAAUGUAAUUGUAUCAGAGGAGCAGAUGACAACCACAAAUUCCCUUCCAAUAGCUAAAGCUUCCCAGAGAAGGCCAGCGACAGGUUCCAACUUUAGUAGUAAUGAUGCAGAAGAAGGGGACAAUUUUCAGAAAGAAAGGAAACCACCAAGCUCUACUUCCAUGCCCUUUCUCCAGAGACUGUGCCUAGUUCUCCGUCGGUGGCGCACCUGUCUCUCAUGGGCACUGGUUAUAGCUGUCAGUGGGCUGUGCUCCUUUUUCAUUGUGUUGUAUGGUUUGUCUUAUGGCUAUCAGACUUCCUUAGAGUGGCUUUUAGCGUCUGUAAUCUCCUUUAUUGAGAAUGUGUUCUUCCUUUCAUUUCUAAAAAUCAUUUUUUUAUCGGCUAUAAGUGCGAUCUCUCGGAAGCACUGUGAAAAUAUCGCGUGGGUAAGUCAGGAGAAGUAUUCUGAGCUUAAGGUGGCUACAGAAAUGAUGAGCGCUGAUGAGAUGAGAGUGAUGCACUUGAAGCUUGCUGAAAUCAGGUGCAGAAAGUACUAUAAGCCUUUAGAAGCUGAUGAAAUGACAAACAUGCUGAAAAGGGCACAAAUUAAAGCUAAGGCAUUUCUUUUCAUAAAAGGCUUGAUCAGUCACCUUGUCUUUCUAACACUGCUCUUCUAUUUUGUUUAUUCCAAUGAGAACAUCAAUAAUUUCCGCUACAAUCGAUUCAUCCACAACCAAUUCUCCCCAGGACUCUCCAGUGUGGAUAAGCUGGAAGAUAUCUACAGCUGGGUGAAAGACUCGUUCUUGCCUUUGAUCCACAGUGACUCUCAGCCAACCUUUCUUUCUGACAGCUGGUCUAAAAUCCUUGGUUUGCCUAGGAUGAGGCAAGUGCGGGCCAAAGAUACCAAGAAGAAAUGUUUCCAUCGUCACAGCUCUGUGAAUAACUUGGUGAUCAGUAAGAGCCACUGUCUUCACGUAUACGGCAGUGACAGCCCAGAGACAGGCCACUACGCCAGCACUUGGACAAAGGCUGCCAACCAGUCUGUUUCCAAGGACGCCAGCAGUUAUGAUGGGUUCACGUACCAGCAAAACAGGACUCAGUGGAUGUAUCAUUCAUAUGGAGAUCUGCACACAUAUGGACCAGCAGGGUACACAUUUUACUUUUUCCCCAAAGAAAGAAGUCCUAAUUCAACAACCAGGCUGAAUGCUCUAGAAGAGAGCUACUGGCUUGAUGACAAGACAUGGGCUGUGAUCAUUGAAUUAACUACAUUUAACUCAGAUGCAGAACUCUUCUGCACCAUCUCAGUCAUAUUUGAAAUGUCUGGGUUUGGGAUCAUAAAGCCAAGUUUGGCAGUACACUCUUUUGCACUCCCCAUUCUCCAACAGCAAACUAAAGCUCAAGUAGCUUUGUUUGCAAUUGUUCUUGCCUUUCUAUUCAUUUACAUUGCAGAUGAGCUUUACACCAUAUACCAAGAGAAAAAAGAUUAUAUUAAAAACAUUUCCAACAUAAUCAACCUUGGCUUAAAAUCAGCAUUCCUCCUUUUUGUCCUUUUAAAGGCCAUCAAGUUUAAGAUGGGAGAAGAUAUAGUGAAUUUUUACUUACUUCACCCAAAUGAUUUCAUUCAUUUUCAUGCAGUUUCUCAUUUGGAUCAGAUUUUAAGGAUUUCUAUGGGCUUCUUAGGAUUUCUUGCCAUUUUGAAAACUCUAAAAUGUUUUCAGUUGUUUUAUGACGUGCGCCUGGUACAAAGAUCCAUCUUGGUAGCCUUGCCUGGAAUCUCCUCAAUGGCACUCAUGAUGCUGGUGUACUUCUUUGCUUUUAUGGUGUUUGGCUACCUUGUGUUCGGGCAGCAUGAACAGAGGUACAAUACCAUGAUUCAUUCAGCUCAGACCAUAUUCUCUUACUGUGUCUCAGCUUUCAGAGAUACUCCAUUUUCAUCCAACAGGCUGCUGGGUGCUAUUUUCCUAGCCUCUUUCACGUUAGUGAUGAUCUGUGCUUUGAUUCGUCUCUUUCAAGCUGUCAUUAUGUCUGCCUAUGGAGAUAUGAAACAACAGGGACACAGAGAACCAUCUGAUGAAGCACAAGUGGCCACUUUUCUAUUGCAAAGGCUCAAAAAAAUGUUUUAUUUUCUGAAAUGUAAAAGAUCCAAAACCAGCAAGCCUGGUCUUUUCCACAACAUACUCUAUGGGAAGCCUAAGAGAAGACAUCAGCAAGAUUUUGGGUUCAAGCGCAGAAAAAGAAAUGGGGGAAAAUUUGAUUAUUCUGUCAUAUGA
Molecule: messenger RNA, 6972 nt
Organism: Indicator indicator
Lineage: Eukaryota; Metazoa; Chordata; Aves; Piciformes; Indicatoridae
Gene: PKDREJ
Product: polycystin family receptor for egg jelly
Exons: 2
Coding region: 1-6972 (2323 amino acids)
Biological process (GO): detection of mechanical stimulus
Cellular component (GO): membrane
Molecular function (GO): calcium ion binding; protein binding; calcium channel activity
Source: RefSeq, a predicted model, not a curated record